This is a messenger RNA of Sinocyclocheilus grahami, 3045 nucleotides long. RefSeq names its product thrombospondin-type laminin G domain and EAR repeats b (gene tspearb). Bases 1 to 3045 code for a protein of 1014 amino acids. Gene Ontology annotation, biological process: signal transduction. NCBI's taxonomy places the organism in Eukaryota, Metazoa, Chordata, Actinopteri, Cypriniformes, Cyprinidae. The transcript has 18 exons. The record is from RefSeq and is a predicted model, not a curated record.
AUGGGGUCAGGCUCAGCUACAGAUCUGUUACCACUGGACCUCCUGUCCCGGGUACUUCCUGUGUCCGGCAGGGCUCGGGAUGGGAUACGUAUGGUCCAGUCCAGAGGUGCUCGUGGAUUUCAGUUUUCUGGAUCUCCACAGCUGUUCAGCUUCCCUGCAUCUCAGCUCUUUAUUAAUUGUAACUUCUUUCCCGCUGAGUUCUCCAUCGUUGUCACACUGAAAAUCCCACAAAUGGCUCCUGAGAAGAGUGAAUACAUCUUCACACUGUUGGAGGGAGAUUCAGAUGAGCCGCUCCUCGGCCUGCGUCUGUCCCAAAACAAGUUCCACUUCUUGCAGAAGGGUCACGGUAGCAGGAAACGCAUCACUUUUAAGGCAGUAGGGCUGGAUGAUAACCGCUGGCACACUGUGGUCUUGGCAGUGACAGGAUGCUACACAAUUCUCACUGUGGACUGUGGCACACCUCUAGAGCUGGAGCUUGAAAUACCUUUCCCAGAUAAUCUUGAUACAACUGGUUCCACAUUCUUCAUUGCUAGCAGAAGAAGAUGGAACGGUCUAUUUUCUGGUCUGAUACGGCAGCUAGUUUUGUUACCUGGUUCAGAUGCUACCUCACAAAUUUGUCCCUCAUCUGAGCCCCGGCUGUCUGCUCUCUCAGUUCCUCAGGCCCUUUUACACCUGCCAAUCAAACCAUCAUCCACUGACCUUCCCCUCCACCCUUAUGAGGCAGAGGUUCGGGUGACUGCGGGUAUGAGUCCUCCCUGUGGACACUCAGAGGAGGGACACCUGUGGUUUAACACACUGAAGAGAGGACUGUUUCUCUGUGAUGGUAUUGUAUGGCUCACUAUGCUGCAAGUGAAAGAGAAGCUGGACUACGUGGAGGAUCACCAGGAUUUAUUUACCAACUCUGAGACAUUUGACAUUGAGGUUUUCCACAUCCCUUCCGUAGGACUUUUCAUGGCAACCGCCAACCGUGAUUCCAACCUCGGUUCAGGAAUUUACAAAUGGACAGAUGGGAGGUUUGAACGAUAUCAAAACAUCAGCACCUACGAUGCACAAGCAUGGCAAUACUUCACAGUGGGCAAAAAGGUGUGUGUGGACUACCAACAGAAUGUGAUAUUGCUUUUAUACAAUCUGUUACCACUGGACCUCCUGUCCCGGGUACUUCCUGUGUCCGGCAGGGCUCGGGAUGGGAUACGUAUGGUCCAGUCCAGAGGUGCUCGUGGAUUUCAGUUUUCUGGAUCUCCACAGCUGUUCAGCUUCCCUGCAUCUCAGCUCUUUAUUAAUUGUAACUUCUUUCCCGCUGAGUUCUCCAUCGUUGUCACACUGAAAAUCCCACAAAUGGCUCCUGAGAAGAGUGAAUACAUCUUCACACUGUUGGAGGGAGAUUCAGAUGAGCCGCUCCUCGGCCUGCGUCUGUCCCAAAACAAGUUCCACUUCUUGCAGAAGGGUCACGGUAGCAGGAAACGCAUCACUUUUAAGGCAGUAGGGCUGGAUGAUAACCGCUGGCACACUGUGGUCUUGGCAGUGACAGGAUGCUACACAAUUCUCACUGUGGACUGUGGCACACCUCUAGAGCUAGUGUUUGAAAGAUCUUUCCCCGAUGAUCUUGAUACAACUGGUUCCACAUUCUUCAUCGCUAGCAGAAGAAGAUGGAAUGGCCUAUUUUCUGGUCUAAUGCGGCAGCUAGUUUUAUUACCUGGUUCAGAUGCUACCUCACAAAUUUGUCCCUCAUCUGAGCCCCAGCUGUCCGCUCUCUCAGUUCCCCCGGCCCUCUUACACCUGCCAAUCAAACCAUCAUCCACUGACCUUCCCCUCCACCCUUAUGAGGCAGAGGUUCGGGUGACUGCGGGUAUGAGUCCUCCCUGUGGACACUCAGAGGAGGGACACCUGUGGUUUAACACACUGAAGAGAGGACUGUUUCUCUGUGAUGGUAUUGUAUGGCUCACUAUGCUGCAAGUGAAAGAGAAGCUGGACUACGUGGAGGAUCACCAGGAUUUAUUUACCAACUCUGAGACAUUUGACAUUGAGGUUUUCCACAUCCCUUCCGUAGGACUUUUCAUGGCAACCGCCAACCGUGAUUCCAACCUCGGUUCAGGAAUUUACAAAUGGACAGAUGGGAGGUUUGAACGAUAUCAAAACAUCAGCACCUACGAUGCACAAGCAUGGCAAUACUUCACAGUGGGCAAAAAGAAGUUCCUGGUUGUUGCUAACUGCAGAAGUAAGGAUGCAGGGAACCAGGAGCAGUCUGUGAUAUAUAAAUGGAGCUCAAGGAAGCUGAAAUUUAUUCACUAUCAGACUCUGAUCACACACAGCGCUCGUGACUGGGAGGCUUUCAGCAUUCAAGACGAAACUUUCCUCGCCGUGGCCAAUCAUAGGCAAGGGGGGAGAAACCAUAAUAUUGACAGUGUAAUCUACAAGUGGAACCCAGUUGCUCAGUUUUUUGAGGUCAAUCAGACAAUCCCGACCACUGGUGCUUAUGAUUGGGAGUUUUUCACCAUCGGCCCAUAUUACUUCCUUGCAGUCGCUAACACUUUCAAUGGAAGAUCUACAGUCAUUGAUUCUACCAUCUAUAUCUGGCUGGGAGGGAUGUUUCAGCCUUAUCAGUCUAUUACAACCUUUGGGGCGAUAGACUGGGAGAUGUUCCAGAUUGAAAACAGGGUCUUCCUGGCUGUGGCGAACAGCCAGAUGCUCACGGAGGAGGGCAAGAUUCUGUACUCUAUCAACUCCACCAUCUAUGAGCUCAGCAUGACAUCUCAGACCUUCAUCAAGUUUCAGGAGAUUGAAACGAACAGUGCUUUGGACUGGGAGUAUUUUACUGUGGGAGAUGACAAGUUCCUGGUGGUUGCCAACUCCUAUGAUGGAAACUCAUACUCUCUUAAUAGUGUUAUAUACAGGUGGCAGGGUUAUGAGGGGUUUAUCCCGGUGCACAGACUGAGCACCAAUGGCUGCAGAGAUUGGGAAUAUUUUAACACAACCGAUGGCUCCUACCUCAUCUACUCCAGUGCCAGAGCUGCUCUUUCUAAAGUCCUUAAAUUAAGGACCAUCUAG